AUGGGAAAUUGGGCAGAACUCCCGGAAGACAUACUUGUUCUAAUUGCUAAACGAAUAACUCUCUUUGAAGAUUUCCUCUUUUUCAGUGGAGUUUGCAGAUCAUGGCGUUCUGUUGCAGUCAACGACAAUUUCAAGGAAUCUGAUCAAAUCCCAUGGCUGAUGCUAUCUGAGAAAGACAAACCCGACGAGCGUCAAUUUGUUAGCAUGAGAAAAGGAGGCGUAAUUCGCACAAUCAAUUUACCAGAAGCUAGGGGAAAACGAUGUCUCGAGACUUUAGGAUGGCUGGUAACUACAUCCGAAGACAGUGACAUCAAUCUACUCCAUCCUUUCACUAGAGUUCAAAUUAAUGUUUCCCAUAUCUCUACUUCCGAAUACUACCACCCGAGAAGGAAUAAGCAUCUGAGAUUCAUAAAUAAGGCCAUCUUGUCUUCACGUCCGGAGGAGGGCAAAGAUUAUGUACUCAUGGUUAUAUAUGCAGGUGGCGACACUGGCGGCGGAUUUCUUGCUUUUUGGAGAUCCCGAGAUAAGUCCUGGAUCGCCGUCAACAUUGUUUGGUUCUAUGAUAUCAACUUUUAUAAUGGACUAUGUUAUGGGGUCAGAGGUACGGUCAGUACGGAGAUUCUUGCUUUUGACGUUUGGGGGCCUAACCCAACUGUGGCAUUGGUUGUUGGAUAUGGUCCUAGUCAUGUGUACUUUGAAGGGUUCAAGAAACCGCAUAUAGUAGAAUCGGCAGGUGUAGUACUAAUAGUUCAUCGAAUCUUUGGACAAGUAUCCCCGUCCACUUUUUCUGAAGACGACCCCUAUAUUUUCGAGACGUGUAGAUUUACAGUGUUCGAGUUUGAUUCUAGCGAAAAAGGGAAAGGGGUGGAGAAAACGAGCUUAGGCAACAGUGCCUUGUUUUUGGGUGACAAUGCGUCCGUCUCUGUUGACACCUCUAGAUUUCCUGGGAUCAAAGCUAACUGUAUCUAUUACACUGAUAGUUUCAAGCGAGGAGGAAAUUACAUGGGUAUUUACAACAUGGAAGAUGGAAGCCUGAGUCCUUGCUACGAAGGGGAUCCUUCUAGUCUUAUUUGUCCACCGAUGUGGGUCAAUCCGUCAUUGCACUGA
This is a messenger RNA of Rhododendron vialii, 1107 nucleotides long. Its product is annotated as putative F-box protein At1g65770. NCBI's taxonomy places the organism in Eukaryota, Viridiplantae, Streptophyta, Magnoliopsida, Ericales, Ericaceae. Gene Ontology annotation, molecular function: protein binding. The record is from RefSeq and is a predicted model, not a curated record. The coding region runs from base 1 to 1107 and encodes 368 amino acids. The transcript has a single exon.